ACAAAAACCAUGGCAAGGGAAUAUGUACAAAACAUUCUUCAACAGAUGUAUGUUGGGGCACCAUACUCUUGUGAUAUCAGCUAUAUGAACCAUUUCUUGGGGCCUGAGCAUUAAUACCCAAUCAGGUGGGAAUGUCAUGCCUGGCAAUAUGUGGAGACUUGAUGAAGAAAUUGUCUUGCAGAGUACUUCAGCUGAUACUUCAACCCAGCAGCAGCAAUCUGCAGUGACAGAAUUAUGUGAAUAUGCUGCAAAUGUUGAUAUUCCCAUUGCAAGAGAGUCAAUUCGAGCUGUUGGGAAAAUAGCUCUGCAGCAGUAUGAUGUGAAUGCUAUUGUAGACAGACUGCUUCAGUUUCUGGAGAUGGAAAAGGACUAUGUGACAGCUGAAACUCUGGUGCUUGUAAAAGAUCUUCUCAGGAAAUAUCCUCAAUGGAGCCACGAUUGUAUUGCAGUUGUUGGGAAUAUCAGCAGCAAAAAUGUUCAAGAACCAAAAGCCAAGGCAGCUCUUAUUUGGAUGUUGGGAGAGUAUUGUCAAGACAUGCAGGAUGCUCCUUAUGUCUUGGAAAGUCUAAUUGACAGCUGGGAUGAUGAGCAUUCUGCUGAGGGAUGGCCAGAUUGGUAUAACCAGAUACUUUGCACGGUUUGGACAAAGUUAGUAUGUGCAUCAUCCAGGUAAAGGCAGGGAUGGAACUUUUCAUACCAAACAGCGAGGGAUUUUAUGGGUUUUGGAUCUUAGUUGCAUGAAGCAGAGGCGGGGGCACUUAGAAGAGUCUAAUGUUGGGAGCAUCUAGGAGAACAUUUAUGUAUUUUAUAUAUAAAUAUAUUGUAAGAUAUAUUUUUGUUCCUUGGUUGUAAGUUUUAUGUUAAAUUUCUACUUUGCGCCAUAAUGGCAAAGCCAUGUGGCAAUGCAAAAGUAGAUGGUCAAUAAAUACUCUCUUCAUGCUUCCUACAUAAGAUGUCUCUG
This is a messenger RNA of Camellia sinensis, 961 nucleotides long. Lineage: Eukaryota; Viridiplantae; Streptophyta; Magnoliopsida; Ericales; Theaceae. The record is from RefSeq and is a predicted model, not a curated record.